GCCUCCUUGGCACUGUCACCACUUAGCCAGCCUUCACCAUUUUCAGACUUCAGAGUUGUGUACAAGUGAGAAGCCAUGAUCAAGCUGAGGUACUCCAAGAGGCUGUUCAAGAGGAGCUGCUCCUCGUCGAAGGCGACUGCUUGUGUCGGUGGCGGCGGCGGCGGCCAUGGCAAUGCGGUGGCCGCCGGCGGCGGCGGCGGCGGCGCGGGGGAGAUAGGGUGGGAGGUGAGGCCGGGAGGGAUGCUGGUGCAGAAGAGGGAGGGGAGAGGCGGCGAGGAGGUGAUCUUGGUGAGGGUGUCCACUGGCUUCGCCUGGCACGACGUGUCCAUUGCUGCGACCUCCACAUUCGGUGAGCUGAAGGUGAGGUUGUCCAUGGUGACAGGGCUAGAGCCCAGGGAGCAGAGGCUGCUGUUUAGGGGCAAGGAAAGGGAGGAUACCGAUCACCUCCACAUGGUUGGGGUGAGGGACAAGGACAAGGUCCUCCUCCUCGAGGACCCUGCCCUUAAGGACAUGAAGGUCCGGGCUGCCCUCGCAGCAGCCCGGGUCAUGCAGAGCCCGUGCCAGCCUUUUAUCCAAGUCUAAGGGUUAGUUGGCCGUGACCCCUGUUCUGUUACCACGCUAACUAUUAGAGUACUAUUAAUAAGUUGUACUACAAUUUUAGUCGAUCGACAUCUCAAUUUCUGGAAGGUUUUAUUAUAUCCGGAAUAGGUGGGGGGUUGGUGCUGUUCACCCCCUCCUCUCUUUAGUUUACUGUCAGUGGUGCCACUCCAUGGUAGGGCAAAGGGUCCCUCAACAUGAGAGUGUAUGAGAGUGUGUGAGUUGUUUAAUGAUGGGUUAGUUAGUUGCAAGUGUCCAGCCAUGGUGGUUGUGAUGUGAUGUGAUGCUAAGCUUUGGUGCUGGGCUCCUAUGGUCCCUGGUACUGUGCUCUGGUCUUUUUCCCAUUCCUACAUAGGUUAUGGACAGGAAAUGGGGGCUAAAGACGAUGUAUUUUGUGUUUUCUUGAAUGGAAACUGAAUGUGUGUGUUCGUUUCGUUGUU
Molecule: messenger RNA, 1037 nt
Organism: Oryza sativa Japonica Group (Japanese rice)
Lineage: Eukaryota; Viridiplantae; Streptophyta; Magnoliopsida; Poales; Poaceae
Product: BAG family molecular chaperone regulator 1
Molecular function (GO): protein binding
Source: RefSeq, a predicted model, not a curated record